This is a messenger RNA of Chiloscyllium plagiosum (whitespotted bambooshark), 1466 nucleotides long. The record is from RefSeq and is a predicted model, not a curated record. NCBI's taxonomy places the organism in Eukaryota, Metazoa, Chordata, Chondrichthyes, Orectolobiformes, Hemiscylliidae.
GACACGCGUGGGGCUGUCAAUCAAGCGGCUUUUAAAUGGCUACAGUGCGGCCCGCGAGCGCUGCCUGAGCCGUCCCGGGGAUAGCUGCCGCUGCAGCGGUGUUUCUGCUGCUCCUGCUCUCCCUCCUCCUCCUGCAAUAGCAGCAACAAUCCACCAACCCGCACCCCGACCGGCCAUCGCUGAUCACCAACCACCAUGGCCAGCGAGGACGAGCAGGGCGGCUGCCCGACCAAGCAGAGGUUUGAGGAACUUUGUCAGAAAUUGAACAUGGACGAGGGUGCAAAAUGUGAGGCUUGGGCAAGUUACGAGAGCAUCAGAAGGAAAUACACUCUGGAGGGGGAAGAUCUUCACUGGUUGGCUUGUGCCCUGUAUGUAGCAUGUCGAAAAGCCAUUCCCUCAGUGGGAAGAGGAACUGUAGAAGGGAAUUGUGUCUCUUUGACAAAGAUCCUGCGCUCUUCUGAACUCAGUUUGAUCGAAUUCUUCAAUAAGAUGCAAAAAUGGGCAGACAUGGCAGAUCUGUGCCAAGAAUUCCGGGACCGUACAGAAAAGCUGGAGAGGAACUUCACAGUUUCUGCCGUCAUCUUCAAAAAGUGUGCGCCUAUUUUUCGUGACCUUUUUAAAGACCCUCAAGAAGAACAGCCACCACGACAGCACAGGGGUCGGAAGCAAAGACGACAGCCUUGUACAGUUUCUGAAGUGUUCAACUUCUGCUGGGUGCUGUUUGUUCAGACCAAAGGAAAUUUCCCUAUGAUCAGUGAUGAUCUUGUUAACUCCUAUCAUCUUCUGCUUUGUGCACUUGAUCUGGUAUAUGGGAGUGCACUAUUCUGUGCUCAUCGUAAAGACUUACUGAAUCCCAGUUUCAAAGGUUUACCAGAAGAUUUCCACAACAAAGAUUACAAACCACCUUCAGAGCCUCCAUGUAUUAUUGACAAGUUAUGUUCCGUACAUGACGGAUUGGAAUUGGAGGCAAAGGGUAUUAAAGAACAUUACUGGAAGCCGUACAUCAGGAAACUUUUUGAGAGAAAGAUCCUAAAGGGAAAAGCAGAAACUCUAACUGGCUUUCUGGACCCUGGGAACUUUACGGAAAGUGUAAAAGCUAUUAACAAGGCCUAUGAAGAAUAUGUGUUAACUGUGGGAAACAUUGAUGAAAGGAUUUUUUUGGGAGACGAUGCAAAUGAAGAGAUAGGAACCCCAAACAGGUUUCUGAGCAACAUGUCAAAUGCAGAAACCACUGAAAGGAUGCAAGUGGAGCACAGUCUUCAACAACAUUUUGACAAUUCCAAGGCACUCUCAGUUUCAACACCACUUACUGGUCGCAAGUACAUGAAGGAAGGCAACCUCUGUGUGACACCGGUAUCCUCUGCAACACAGUGUGUCAACCGUCUUCAUGCUAUACUAACCGGGCUGAAAAAUACCCCAAGUGAGAAAUUAUUACAGAUUUUCAGGUAAGCUAUAUAUGUUGAGGU